AUGGGAUGGGCAUGUGGAGAUACUGUGGAGGCGAGUGAAGAGAUGGCAUGUGAAGAGAUGGCAUGUGAAGAGAUGGCAUGUGAAGAGAUGGCACGCGAAGAGAUGGCAUGUGAAGAGAUGGCAUGUGAAGAGAUGGCAUGUGAAGAGAUGGCACGCGAAGAGAUGGCAUGUGAAGAGAUGGCAUGUGAAGAGAUGGCAUGUGAAGAGAUGGCAUGUGAAGAGAUGGCAUGCGAAGAGAUGGCAUGCGAAGAGAUGGCAUGCGAAGAGAUGGCAUGCGAAGAGAUGGCAUGCGAAGAGAUGGCAUGCGAAGAGAUGGCAUGCGAAGAGAUGGCAUGUGAAGAGAUGGCAUGCGAAGAGAUGGCAUGCGAAGAGAUGGCAUGUGAAGAGAUGGCAUGUGAAGAGAUGGCAUGUGAAGAGAUGGCAUGUGAAGAGAUGGCAUGUGAAGAGAUGGCAUGCGAAGAGAUGGCAUGCGAAGAGAUGGCAUGCGAAGAGAUGGCAUGCGAAGAGAUGGCAUGCGAAGAGAUGGCAUGUGAAGAGAUGGCAUGCGAAGAGAUGGCAUGCGAAGAGAUGGCAUGCGAAGAGAUGGCAUGUGAAGAGAUGGCAUGUGAAGAGAUGGCAUGUGAAGAGAUGGCAUGUGAAGAGAUGGCAUGUGAAGAGAUGGCAUGCGAAGAGAUGGCAUGCGAAGAGAUGGCAUGUGAAGAGAUGGCAUGUGAAGAGAUGGCAUGUGAAGAGAUGGCAUGUGAAGAGAUGGCAUGUGAAGAGAUGGCAUGUGAAGAGAUGGCAUGCGAAGAGAUGGCAUGCGAAGAGAUGGCAUGCGAAGAGAUGGCAUGCGAAGAGAUGGCAUGCGAAGAGAUGGCAUGCGAAGAGAUGGCAUGCGAAGAGAUGGCAUGCGAAGAGAUGGCAUGUGAAGAGAUGGCAUGCGAAGAGAUGGCAUGCGAAGAGAUGGCAUGUGAAGAGAUGGCAUGUGAAGAGAUGGCAUGUGAAGAGAUGGCAUGUGAAGAGAUGGCAUGUGAAGAGAUGGCAUGCGAAGAGAUGGCAUGCGAAGAGAUGGCAUGCGAAGAGAUGGCAUGCGAAGAGAUGGCAUGCGAAGAGAUGGCAUGUGAAGAGAUGGCAUGUGAAGAGAUGGCAUGCGAAGAGAUGGCAUGCGAAGAGAUGGCAUGCGAAGAGAUGGCAUGUGAAGAGAUGGCAUGUGAAGAGAUGGCAUGUGAAGAGAUGGCAUGUGAAGAGAUGGCAUGCGAAGAGAUGGCAUGCGAAGAGAUGGCAUGUGAAGAGAUGGCAUGUGAAGAGAUGGCAUGUGAAGAGAUGGCAUGUGAAGAGAUGGCAUGCGAAGAGAUGGCAUGCGAAGAGAUGGCAUGCGAAGAGAUGGCAUGCGAAGAGAUGGCAUGCGAAGAGAUGGCAUGCGAAGAGAUGGCAUGUGAAGAGAUGGCACGUGAAGAGAUGGCAUGCGAAGAGAUGGCAUGCGAAGAGAUGGCAUGCGAAGAGAUGGCAUGCGAAGAGAUGGCAUGUGAAGAGAUGGCAUGUGAAGAGAUGGCAUGUGAAGAGAUGGCAUGUGAAGAGAUGGCAUGUGAAGAGAUGGCAUGCGAAGAGAUGGCAUGCGAAGAGAUGGCAUGCGAAGAGAUGGCAUGCGAAGAGAUGGCAUGCGAAGAGAUGGCAUGUGAAGAGAUGGCAUGUGAAGAGAUGGCAUGUGAAGAGAUGGCAUGCGAAGAGAUGGCAUGCGAAGAGAUGGCAUGUGAAGAGAUGGCAUGUGAAGAGAUGGCAUGUGAAGAGAUGGCAUGUGAAGAGAUGGCAUGUGAAGAGAUGGCAUGCGAAGAGAUGGCAUGCGAAGAGAUGGCAUGCGAAGAGAUGGCAUGUGAAGAGAUGGCAUGUGAAGAGAUGGCAUGUGAAGAGAUGGCAUGUGAAGCCCAGCCUACCAUGAGUGCCGCCCAGCCUACCAUGAGUGCCGCCCAGCCUACCAUGAGUGCCGCCCGGGACUUCCUCUCCCUCCACUGA
Molecule: messenger RNA, 1989 nt
Organism: Closterium sp. Yama58-4
Lineage: Eukaryota; Viridiplantae; Streptophyta; Zygnematophyceae; Desmidiales; Closteriaceae
Source: the annotation of a GenBank genome assembly